Molecule: messenger RNA, 690 nt
Organism: Lolium rigidum
Lineage: Eukaryota; Viridiplantae; Streptophyta; Magnoliopsida; Poales; Poaceae
Exons: 3
Coding region: 1-690 (229 amino acids)
Source: RefSeq, a predicted model, not a curated record
AUGACGACCCGGUCGAGGGGGCGCGAGCAGCAGCAAUCUUCGCGCUCCAAAUCGGCAAGGACCAAGCUUGAUGGGAGCGGCGAGCGAUUGCCAUCGGAGGGCUGCGGGAAAAGGAAAAAGGCCAAGCUUGAUGGGAUUAGCCGGCGAGUAUCAUCGGUGAGGUCCUCCAAGAAAAGGAAAAGUAGGCAGGAUUGGUUGGAGAAGAAGGCCAAGAAGAGAAAUAGGGGGAAGGAUGAGGAUGAUGGCUCCUGCUCCUCGUCCUCGGCAGUCAGCUCUCCGCUUCGGGAGCCUUACAUGCCUGAUGGCACUGAAAUAAGCAAACCCAUCGACAGUGCGAUAUCCGACAAGUAUAGGGAUAUGCAAGAGGAGUACUACGCGAAAAUAGCACGCCAGAUGAAAAUGCCCAUGCUUUGUGAGCUUACACCUCCAAAUUGCCUGGUUAAUGAUCCAACACUUCUUCACAUCCGUGAAUCUUCGAAGAAGAUAGUGCUUCGUGCUGCUCAAUUUAUUGUUGGGCUUUCAUCAUCAUUCGAUGGUGAGCCGCUAGCAUGGUGUUCUGGUUUCUGGAUUGAUUUGGAUAGCGAGAAGAGAACUGGUACCGUUGUGACGAUCGCACAUCCGAUUCGCACAAAGCGCCCAUCACCGGAUGCUUGGUUAUGCAAAGAUGAGUAUGCUUCGAUGUCAAGGUAA